GUUUGUGAAAGGUGGUGCGGUUUUGCUUUUCAAUUUUGUAGCGUCCGAAAUCGUAGGAGUUUUUAUUCAUUAAAUGCAUAGAAGUGUCUUUCGGGAUGAACAGCUUCCAGUAGAAACCUGACUGAGAUGUAGAAACAGAUAUGAAGUAAAAGAAGAGCUGCUAGUGCAUCAUCAUCACAGCCAGAUGUAGUGAAACAGUGAAAACAAACAUUGUUUCAAUCGUAUACUUUUAUUCAAUAUAUUUAUUAUUCGCGUCCAUCGAAGGCAGAGAUCAGUGAGAAAAAAAGAAGAAAUACAAUUUUUAUUAGCGUUCGUAGCAGUGUUUCGCUCAGUGUUGACUUUUGAGGUCAGUGAAAAUGUUUGCUAAUGCAGAUUGCUCCCGUUGCCGCAAAUUAUCUUCAUAGAAAUACGCUUAGUCGUCGUCAUUGGAAGUGAGGAAAAUUCAGCGGGCUGCUGAUAACAAUAAAGACGUCCAGUAGCUAUAAGCAGUCCCGAAAGAAAAAGGAAAAAUCAAGUAGGAAAAGCUCCUGCUGGUGUGUUGGCAGCGCGGAUUAUGAGCUCAAGUCGAUUGCCGAAAUUCUUGAAACCGGAUGACGAUUCAUUUUCGUCAGAACGUGACGCUGCCCCGUCCGAUGAUCACGUAACCUCGUUCGUCUUCAACGCCCACCAUUCGCUCAACCUUGCCGCACAGCGCGAACGUCUUCCGAUCCGGCAGUACCGCGAUCAGAUACUCUACUGUCUCGAGAACUACCAAACAUUGGUGCUGGUCGGUGAAACCGGAUCCGGCAAGAGCACACAGGUACCGCAGUAUCUGUACGAGUUCGGAUGGCACACCAAGGGACUGAUCGGUGUGACAGAGCCCCGGCGCAUAUCGGCCAUAACUCUGGCCGAUCGGGUGGCAACGGAGCGCGGCGAGUUGAGCGGCGAAACGGUUGGCGUGUCCAUACGGUUCGUAUCGAAAUGUAACCCCGAGACGACCAAAAUCAAGUACAUGACCGAGGGUAUCCUGCUGAGGGAAAUGUUGGCCGACCCGCUUUUGACGCAGUACGGCGUGAUCAUGGUGGAUGAAGCACACGAACGCAGUGUGCUGACCGAUACAGUGCUGGGCUUGCUGAAGAAAAUUGCCCGGAAGCGGUCCUCGUUGAAGAUCAUUAUUUCGUCAGCGACGGUGGACGCGGAGCUUUUUCAGCAGUUCUUCAAUUUGAAGAAAAAGAAAGACGAGAAGGAUACUUCGGUCAUACUGACUGUAGAAGGUCGGAUGUACCCGUAUGAGGUGUUCUACUUGGAAGAACCAUGCCCCGAUUAUGUCAAGGCAACAGUAGAAACAACAAUGAAGAUUCAUCGGCACGAACAGCGAGGUGACAUUCUUGCAUUUUUAACGGGCCAAGAGGAAGUGCUCAAGGCACUGGACUUACUACGAGAGCAUAAUGAGGCCAGCGGAAAAGACGAUAUGCUCAUUCUUCCUAUGUAUGGAACCUUGUCAAAUACCGAUCAACUGAAGGUGUUCUUUAGUGCUCCCAAAGGAAUUCGUAAGAUCAUUCUAGCAACAAAUAUUGCAGAGACGUCCGUUACUAUUCCUGGAAUUGUCUAUGUCAUUGAUUGUGGCUUCGUCAAGCUCAACUGGUACUCAGCAGACAGCACCACAAACAGCCUGGUAGUGGUUCCAACGAGUAAAGCAGCCGCAGUGCAGCGUGCCGGAAGGGCAGGGCGCAUCCGAAGCGGAAAAGUCUACCGACUUUAUACCGAAGAAGAAUGGGAUAAGCUUCCAGACCACACACCUCCGGAAAUGCGUCGCACAGAUUUAUGCAGCACCGUUCUUUUCCUGAAGGCCCUCGGAAUAGACAACAUUUUGAGAUUUACGUUUCCAUCACCUCCCCCUGCGAAGAAUUUACUUGCGUCGCUUGAGACAUUGUACGCCUUGGAAGCUCUCGACGCCGAUGGAAAUCUAACCAGCCCCGUCGGAUAUUUCCUGGCAGAAAUGCCGUUUAACGCUAUGCUUGCAAAAAUGCUGUACAAAGCCGGAGAAAUGGGUUGCUCGGAGGAGAUCCUGAUCAUAAUAGCCAUGCUACAGGUCCAAUCUGUGUUUUCCAAACCGGUCAGUGGACAGGGAGCGAUUCGCGCUCGUAUUGCCAAGCGAAACUUUGAGGUCGCAGAAGGCGAUUUGAUCACUUUACUGAAUGUCUAUUUGGCAUUCGUAGAAAACGACCGAACUAAAGAAUUUUGCGGGCAGAACUUUCUGAUUUAUCGGAACCUGAAACGAGCACAUGAAAUAAAAACACAGCUGUGCAGUAUGCUGGAAAGAGAACUGAAUAUUCCGCUACUUUCUUGCAACGGAAAUGUGGAAACCAUAUGCCGGUGCAUUGUUUCUGGAUUCUUUCCGUACGCUGCAUAUUUACAUCAUUCGGGAGUCUACAGAACAGUGAGAGGCAACACAGAGCUCGCCAUUCAUCCCAUAUCCUGUCUGUACACGGAGGAACAGCCCCAAUGGGUAAUAUUCUGCGAGUUGAUGCACACCACCAAACUCUUCAUGAAGGACAUAACAGUCAUAAAGCAGGAAUGGCUCACGGAGCUUGCACCACAUUAUUAUCAUAAGAUCACAGUAAAAGAUAGAUUCAAUUGAAGAUCUUUUGAAUAAAGCUAAAAAACAAUGCAACAAAGAAAAUCAAAUUCAUUAUUACUAUUCUUUAAAUAAGUUAUA
Armigeres subalbatus is the source of this 2698-nucleotide messenger RNA. Its product is annotated as probable ATP-dependent RNA helicase DHX35. Lineage: Eukaryota; Metazoa; Arthropoda; Insecta; Diptera; Culicidae. The coding region runs from base 554 to 2620 and encodes 688 amino acids. Gene Ontology annotation, cellular component: intracellular anatomical structure; catalytic step 2 spliceosome. Gene Ontology annotation, molecular function: helicase activity; RNA binding; ATP hydrolysis activity. The transcript is spliced from 7 exons. The record is from RefSeq and is a predicted model, not a curated record.